Messenger RNA from Jaminaea rosea, 623 nucleotides. RefSeq lists its product as hypothetical. NCBI's taxonomy places the organism in Eukaryota, Fungi, Basidiomycota, Exobasidiomycetes, Microstromatales. The transcript has a single exon. Bases 99 to 443 code for a protein of 114 amino acids. The record is from RefSeq and is a predicted model, not a curated record.
CAGUGCCGCCAAUCAAAGUGCUGGAUCGUCGAAAGGACCACCUCUUCAGUCGCCCUCGCUAUCCGCUCCGAGCAGCCACACAGGCAGCUCCCUCGCUCAUGAAAAAAAUCGGUUCCUCACAGCUCCCAAUCAUCAGUGAUGAAGACUCGGAUGGGACCCCGCCCUCGUCCCUCCUCCGUCCGGCCAAGACGGCUAGAGAGGCGCGUUCAAGGAAGAGUCAACCAGCCGCAGACGCCGGCCCAUCGUCCAAGAGGCUCGCCGGACUCUCAUCAAUCUGUGGCCAGAAGACAUCGACAGCGAAGUGGAAGGGCAAAGACCGUCUGAUGGACGAUGACGAAGACGCGGUCAUGAGCGACUCAUCCGACCUUGCAUGCAAGAAGCCAGGGGAGCGAAGCGAAAGGCAGACUCAAUCGCAACCGAGGAUCGCAAGGCCAAUGCGAUGAAAGGCUCCCCGCUCAAUGCCGUCUUCCUUCAUCUUAUGGAGCAGUGGGAAUCGAGGAGCCACUUGAGGGGCAGACGCCUCGCACGACAUCCAUGGCGGAGAUGCCGCUCGUGUGGAGCAGCCUCGCGGCGAAUGCGCUGCACUGGUGAGAACCAUGUCCCGUUGCCCCGGAGGCGAAUAG